This is a messenger RNA of Acipenser ruthenus (sterlet), 2951 nucleotides long. It is a transcript of the gene lhcgr, whose product is annotated as luteinizing hormone/choriogonadotropin receptor. Gene Ontology annotation, biological process: ovulation cycle process; male gonad development; ovarian follicle development. Gene Ontology annotation, cellular component: membrane. The coding region runs from base 115 to 2310 and encodes 731 amino acids. The record is from RefSeq and is a predicted model, not a curated record. Gene Ontology annotation, molecular function: luteinizing hormone receptor activity. Lineage: Eukaryota; Metazoa; Chordata; Actinopteri; Acipenseriformes; Acipenseridae. The transcript is spliced from 11 exons.
UGUAGCACUUUCUCAGUGUGUUUGCUUUGUGUACCACAACUUACUGCUCUGCCUCAGUAUAAAAAAAACAAAAACAAAAAAACAAAAACAAAAAAACACACGCACAAAGUCGCAAUGAUUUCAACAUUUGUGUACGUUUAUUUUAUCUUAAGUGUUAACAUCCGUUCCUCCUUGACGACUUUGAGUCUCGUGUGUCCAGAUGUCUGUCGAUGUACGAACAGGACUCUAAGAUGCAAUGCAGAGAUGGAGGCGCUUCUUCCAGCUACAAGAGACGCAUAUAGGAGACUAACAUUCACUCAUCUCUCUUUAAAAGUUAUCCCUAGUCUUGCUUUUGAAGGACUAAGCAGCGUGUUUAGAAUUGAGAUCUCUCAAAGUGACUUACUUGAAAGAAUAGAAUCUCGUGCCUUCAGUAGCCUUCACAACCUGUCAGAAAUCUCAAUCCAGAAUACUAAGAGCCUGGUGGGAAUUACUCAAGAAGCAUUCAAGGAUCUUCCGAAGUUAAGAUACCUGAGCAUUUGUAACACUGGAAUAAGAACAUUCCCUGACCUAACAAAGAUAUUUUCUGCUGUGCCUAACUUUUUUCUGGAAAUUAGAGACAACUUACAUAUAAAAACAAUACCGCCCAAUGCCUUUUUGGGACUGGCCAAGGAGCGUGUAACAAUGAAACUAUGUAACAAUGGCUUAAGAGAAAUACAAAGCCAUGCCUUCAAUGGGACAAAGCUUGAUACAUUGGAGCUGAAAGAUAAUAAACACCUCCGAAUAUUGCACAGAGAAGCGCUAAAGGGGGCCACGGGGCCAGAGAUAUUAGAUGUUUCCUCGACAGCACUAGAAUACCUUCCAACCUGUGGACUGGAGUCUGUCCAUAUACUGAUUGCUCGCUCUUCUUACUCCCUGAAGAAAUUACCGCCUUUUAGUGCAUUUGUCCAUCUACACGAAGCUCAUUUAACAUACCCCAGCCACUGCUGUGCCCUUCAGAAUUGGAGAAUCAAAACGCAGAGCUCUUUGAUUGCUAGUUGGACUAACCUAUCCAGACACUGUGAAGAGGAGAGAAGCAUGUCAGAAUACAUUUCAAUCCCCACAAAUGGACGAUCCAGCUCACCUGUGGUGACUCAGUUCCCCAUUACCUUGGAGUCUAGAUCCCAAACAGAGAAUUUAUCGACUUUUUCUGAGGAAGAGCUGGAAACGUUGGAUUUCCAGUACCCAGAAUUAGACUUCUGCCAGACUGAAAUAAAACUCCAGUGCACCCCUGAACCGGACGCCUUUAACCCUUGUGAAGACGUCAUGGGGUACGCUUUCCUGCGAGUCCUCAUCUGGUUUAUCAACCUCCUCGCCAUCACGGGCAACCUGACCGUGCUGCUGGUCUUCAUGACCAGCCAGCACAAGCUCACUGUCCCACGGUUUCUGAUGUGCAACCUUGCCUUUGCUGACUUCUGCAUGGGAGUCUAUCUGCUCCUGAUCGCCACAGUGGACUACAGAACGAGAAGUCAGUAUAACCACUACGCGAUUGAGUGGCAGACCGGUCCUGGGUGCAGCUCGGCUGGGUUUUUCACAGUGUUUGCCAGCGAGCUCUCUGUGUACACGCUGACUGUCAUCACCCUGGAGAGGUGGCACACGAUCACCUAUGCCAUGCAGCUGGAGCGCAAGCUCUGCCUAAGGCAUGCAGUGCUGAUAAUGCUGGUUGGCUGGAUCUUCUCUGUCACGAUAGCGCUUCUGCCUCUUUUGGGGGUCAGCAGUUACAGGAAGGUCAGCAUCUGCUUGCCAAUGGACAUCGAAACGCCACUCUCUCAGGCCUACAUCAUUGUAAUUCUGCUUCUAAACGUCCUCGCCUUUGUCAUCAUCUGUGUCUGCUAUAUCAAAAUCUACCUGGCGGUUAAAAACCCGGAGCUUGCCGCCAAGAAUACAGACACAAAGAUUGCCAAAAGGAUGGCGGUGCUCAUCUUCACAGACUUCACCUGCAUGGCGCCCAUAUCUUUCUUUGCCAUUUCAGCAGCCUUCAAGGUCCCCUUGAUCACAGUGACAAACUCUAAGAUUCUGCUGGUUUUAUUUUAUCCCAUCAAUUCCUGUGCAAACCCUUUCAUGUAUGCCAUUUUCACCAAAGCCUUUAGAAGGGACCUGUGUACCCUGAUGAGCUGGUUUGGGUGCUGUAAAAGAGAGGCCGAUACAUACAAGCUGUCCAUCUAUUAUUCUCGGAAGAAUGGCAGCUCGUUAACAGCUAACAGGAGUUCACGGGCUGUGUUAAAAAUGACAGCUUUCAGCUGCCAGCCUUCCCCGGGUAGACAGGAAGAACUGUUUUGCAAAGAAUGUGAAUAAAAAAAUGUUUGCUUGCUGGUGCAAAUUUGUAUUAAAUUAUAUUUCCAAUAAAAUAAUGUUGUGUGUGUGUACAUGGAAUAAUUACUGUUGCUGGAUAUUGGGGAUAUAAAAUGAGUAAGCCUGUACUAAACAGAAUUCGAUCCCCCGGCAUCUGCAUAUUUCUAGUUGCUUAUUGUUAAUUGUACUAUUUAAUACCAGAAAAGCAGUGCUCUGUGUUAAGACCUCAGGGUAGUUUGUAAUUUUCCCUGUGCUGUUUAAGUCCUUACAUUACAUUGUUUUAUUUAUUUUGAAUUUUAGCUUAAACAGAUUUCAGACUGAGAAGGAAAAAGUAGCACCAGGACAGAUCUUAAAAAGACCAGUGGAAUCACCUUUGAAAAGAAUAUAGAGGGAGUUGUGAGGCUUGAUGCUGUCAUCUUGGGAGGUCAGCAACAGAUAUAUAUUGUGUUGCAUUAAAGAAAAGUCAAAACUUUUGUGAUUGUGUUUUUCUGACUACAUAUGUCUGUAAACAGAUAGAAUGUACCACAGCACUUCAAUUUCAAUCUGCUAGAUUUAGGAUCUACAUGUUGCCUAAUGAAAGUUGCUGGGGUUGGAACAUGCUGAUUGGAGAUAUUACUGUAGCAAGGUUUUCUGUACAGAGUGAU